Molecule: messenger RNA, 165 nt
Organism: Dovyalis caffra
Lineage: Eukaryota; Viridiplantae; Streptophyta; Magnoliopsida; Malpighiales; Salicaceae
Source: the annotation of a GenBank genome assembly
AUGGAGUUAGUGCUCAAAGGACCAACAAUAGCAAAGUUGACGCAGACCUGUGAUCAGGUAGGCAAUAAAGCCAAAAAAUGGAAGCUAAGAAUUCAACCAGACCAUGAACAAUUGCUUUUUGGGCUACCAGACAAGUGGCAUGGGCAAAGAGAGGAAAGAGAGCAA